CAAAAAAGAAGGGGAGAGGAGAUGCAUGUGACCGAUCACGCCUCCACCGCACGAAAAAAAGGGGCUCUCUCUCUCUCUCGCGGUGUUUUACUUCAAAUUCAGCCACCAUCUCCGCCUCGCCGUCUCCGGAAAAUCGCCUCUCGUGGCUCUCAUCACCACCAACCGCCGGCCCGUAGACUUAUGACUUAGCCGGUGUGACGACAGAGGAGGGGAAACAGGUUCUGCAACGGAAGGGAGACAGAGCGAGAGAUCUGCUGAAGUGCUGAUUCAAAUGCACGCGAAGAAUCGGCUGCCCAGCAGCGGCCACAAUACUCCAUCGCCCCCGGCAUCUCCUCUCCGUUCGCCUCGCUACCGGCACGGCCGGUCAAAGACGACCAGUCGUCUCACCGCGGUUCAGCCGGGUCGGACCCUCGCUCACCGGCUCUCCUGGUUGCUCUUAUCGGUUCUUCUCCGGCGUCAGGGAAUUUUCCUCUUCGCUCCUCUCAUCUACAUUUCCUGUAUGUUGCUCUUCAUGGGAACGGUGUCAUUUGAUGUCGUUCCCGUAAUCACGCAUCGCCCCGCCCCAGGAUCCGUCUACAAGAGUCCACAGCUUUACGCCAAGCUCCGACCGGAGAUGGACGCCGAUAAUUCCACGGCUGAUGCGAUAUCAACAAUUUGGAAACAUUCCUAUAAAGGUGGGGAAUGGAAGCCAUGUGUCAACAAGUCUUCUGGAGCUUUGCCCGAGUCAAAUGGUUACAUAUAUGUUGAGGCAAAUGGAGGCUUGAAUCAACAGCGGACAUCGAUAUGCAAUGCGGUUGCUGUGGCAGGCUAUCUGAACGCGACUCUUGUAAUCCCCAACUUUCACUAUCAUAGUAUAUGGAGAGAUCCGAGUAAAUUUGGAGACAUCUAUGAUGAAGAUUACUUUGUCAGUACCUUAGCAAAUGAUGUACGAGUGGUCGAUAAGAUUCCUGAAUACUUAAUGGAGCGAUUUGACUACAACAUGAGCAACGUCUACAACUUCAGAAUAAAAGCAUGGUCUCCUAUUCAAUAUUACCGAGACUCAGUCCUGCCAAAGCUACUUGAAGAAAAGGUUAUAAGGAUCUCACCCUUUGCGAAUAGACUUUCAUUCGAUGCUCCUCCGGCUGUCCAAAGACUUAGGUGCCUGGCAAAUUACAAAGCUUUGCAAUUUUCAAAAUCCAUACUUGCCCUAGGAGAAACACUGGUCAAGAGAAUGAAGGAGCGUAGUGCAAACAAUGGCGGAAAGUAUGUGUCUGUACAUCUGCGUUUUGAGGAGGAUAUGGUAGCUUUUUCCUGUUGUGUAUUUGAUGGCGGCGAGCAAGAAAGACAAGACAUGAUAGCAGCAAGAGAACGAGGAUGGAAAGGGAAGUUCACAAAACGGGGCCGUGUUAUACGUCCUGGGGCUAUCAGGCUCAACGGAAAAUGUCCGUUGACUCCUUUAGAGGUGGGUUUGAUGCUUAGAGGAAUGGGCUUCAACAACAACACAUACAUCUACCUGGCAUCUGGCCAGAUAUAUGAUGCGAACAGAACAAUGGCCCCACUACUGGAGAUGUUCCCGAAUCUGCAAACUAAGGAGAUGCUCGCAGCUGAGGAAGAACUUGCUCCAUUUACUAAUUUCUCUUCCAGGAUGGCUGCGAUAGAUUACACAGUUUGUCUCCACAGUGAGGUUUUUGUGACGACUCAAGGCGGAAACUUUCCUCAUUUCCUCAUGGGCCAUAGGAGAUAUUUGUAUGGCGGACACUCCAAGACCAUUCGACCAGACAAGCGGAAAUUAGCUAUCCUCUUUGACAAUCCCAACAUCGGAUGGAGGAGUUUCAAGCGUCAAAUGCUGAACAUGAGGUGCCAUAGUGACUCAAAAGGGCACGAGCUGAAACGGCCUAAUGAUUCCAUUUACACAUUCCCUUGCCCUGACUGCAUGUGCCGUACCAACAGGACAACAACAACAGAAGAAGAAGUAGAUUCUCGGGCGGCCACGUGACAAAAUCGGAGGCUGGGACCCACCAUUCCUUCUCUUUUUUCUUUCGUAAUUCUUUCGAUUCUUUAGCAGCCCUCCACCACACGCUGACAGGAGAGUGAGAUAACAGCAGGAGGGUCUAUUUAUCAAAAUCGCCCUCAUGGGAUGAUUGCUUCCAGACAGUUGCAGCCGAUGCGUAGCACUAGAGAUUCAUUCGUUGGCUUUCUUCUCCAAGAAGAAGGUUACAGCGUUUAGGUUGAGUUUGCGUUCGCGUUUUGUACAUUGGUUCAGGUGAUGCAGAAUGACCGUUGUAGGCGGGGGGAGAAGCUGUCCAGUUUUGUACAUUUUUUAUUUUAUUUUUCCAGUUACAUCUGUUAUUUUUUAGGAACAAGUUUUCAAUAUCCAUUUGAUUCUUUUCUUUGGACCUGUAACAACGUAUACUCGAACAUUUCGAGAGAAAAAAAAAAUUAAAAGUCGUAUGAAAUGUAUAUGAUUAGAUA
Molecule: messenger RNA, 2451 nt
Organism: Tarenaya hassleriana
Lineage: Eukaryota; Viridiplantae; Streptophyta; Magnoliopsida; Brassicales; Cleomaceae
Exons: 11
Coding region: 272-1975 (567 amino acids)
Source: RefSeq, a predicted model, not a curated record